Molecule: messenger RNA, 450 nt
Organism: Dermochelys coriacea (leatherback sea turtle)
Lineage: Eukaryota; Metazoa; Chordata; Testudines; Dermochelyidae
Product: ribonuclease-like
Exons: 1
Coding region: 1-450 (149 amino acids)
Molecular function (GO): nucleic acid binding
Source: RefSeq, a predicted model, not a curated record
AUGUUGCAGGUGGUGAUGGGCUCUCUGAAGGGCACCGGCCCCCUCUUUCUGGCAUUGCUGGUGGCCUGCCUGCUCCUGUGCGCCUCAAGCCAAGGCCCGCGCUACCAGAAUUUCCUGUGGCAGCACCAUGACAACCCGCGGACCGACGCCGGGCGGGAUUACUGUGGGGUCAUGAUGCAGAGCCGGGGCAUGGCCCGACCCUGCAAAGACAUCAACACUUUCAUCCACGCAUCCUUGGCCCAGAUCCGGAGCGUGUGCAGAGACGGGGGCACGCUCUACCAGGGCAUGCUCUACCAGCGUCGCAGCAAGAGGCCGCUGGCCGUUACCACCUGCGAGCUGAAGAGGACGCAGGGUGCCCGGUGCAUCUACCGCAGCCAUGCGGCCUCCAGGUACAUUGUCAUUGGCUGCAACCAUGGCAUGUGGCCAGUGCAAUAUAACGAGAAAGCAUGA